AUGCCUCUACGCUGCCCGGCUCUCAUCUGCAUUGUCAGUCAGAGGUUGUUGUUGUGGACGACGUUCACAUAUCCUACCUUGGAAUGUAAUGCACCCAUAGCACUUGAAGCGAUGAACUUUGGUGAUGGGGCUGGCUGUCUGCAAUUCCAAUUCGAUUUUUGGCGUUCCGGGGAUUGCUGUCACGAGGAAGUCUUCUCAGUUCCUGCACUUUGUGCCACUGGAUUUCUACACAUUCCUAUCCAUGCACCCCAUCGAUUCACUUCGUUCUGGGUCAUCGCUACGUGGCAGCACAUACUGCUGCUUGUUGACAGUUGUCUCCUUUGCAUCCCUCCACCCCACAGUUCAAACUCGAGUUCCGGCGAUCGCCCUCAUGCCGCUAGCUUUCUAUACAUCCCUACCCAUGCACUUGGCCAUCGCUACGUGGCAGCACAUGGUGCUGCCUGUCGUUUUCUUUGUCACUCCACCCCAUGGCUCAACUUCGAUUUUUUGCGUUCCGGCAAUCGCCCUCCUGCUACCUACCUUCCUAAACAUUCCAUGGCUACGUGGCAGCACGUAGUGUUGCUUGUCCUUUUCUUCGCGUCACUCCAACCCCAUGGUUCAAAACUUGAUUUUUCGACUUCCGGCGAUCACCCUCACACUGCUCGAUUUCUGUCAUUGUUCGAUUUUUCGUCACCGCAGCUGUGUUGUGCAGCACAUAUUCGAUUUUUAAACAUCCCCCCACCACUCUCACACUGCCAUUGUCUUCCAGCUUAUCAUUUUGUUUGUGUCGCUUCCACCGCAUGGUUCAAACUCGAUUUUUCGAGUUCCAGUGAUUACCCUCAUGCCCCUCGACACAUACACAUCCCUACCCCAUACACCCAAUCAAUUGCCUUCAUUCUUUCCCUCUCGUACAUGCGCCCGGUCACCCCCUUCUGUUUUCUGCACGUGGCUUUGUGGCGCGGCGCAUAUUCGAUUUUUAAACCUCCGGCAAUUGCUCUCACAGUGCCAUCAUCUUCCCUGUAUAGAGCUUUCUCUUUCCUUUAUUCUUUGACUCAUUUUAACUUCGCUUUUGUGCAGAAUGACUACAAGGCAGCAUGUAAUGCUGUCAUCAUCACAAACAAUGGGCAUCUGGAUAGAUGCUUUGGGCGCGUGAACGCGCCUUUUCACUGUGGGAAGCUUCAAUGUAAUCUACGUGACUUUAUGCUAUCUGUCCAAAACUGA
Messenger RNA from Laccaria bicolor S238N-H82, 1200 nucleotides. RefSeq lists its product as uncharacterized. The transcript has 6 exons. The record is from RefSeq and is a predicted model, not a curated record. NCBI's taxonomy places the organism in Eukaryota, Fungi, Basidiomycota, Agaricomycetes, Agaricales, Hydnangiaceae. The coding region runs from base 1 to 1200 and encodes 399 amino acids.